GGUAGGAAAAAAGGAAGGAGGGAGGUAGGAGAAAAGAAGGAAGCGGGGAAAAGGAAAAUUUGUAGAUGUUUUCCAUACUUUGUCUCAUUUGGUCCUUAUAACAACUCUGAGGUAGAUGCUAUUAUAAAUAGAGAAACUGAGUCUGGGAGAGGUGAAAUGAUUUGCCCAUGAUCACAAGACUAUACUAAAGUUGGGAUUUGAACCCAAGUCAAGUGGCUAAUCUGACCUGAACUCAACAUCCACGUCUCUAUCCAGUGGCCAUUUUAUAUCCUCGCCCAGUAGAGUACAAGUUCCCUGGGAACAGACUGUCGAAAUUUUUUGUGCACAUGCUUCUAUCCCUGGUGCCUGCUGCUCUUUAGUUGCUUCCUGCUUCCUGAAUUGAAUACAUCAGAAAAAUGCAUUUAUUAUAUGCCUACUAUAUGGUGGACAUUAAUACAGAAUUUAGAGAAAGUACACUGUCGGCCCUCGAGGAUCUCGCAGCCUAGGAUAUACCCAUUCAAAGGACUGACGCUCUGAGCUUUUUCUUGAUUCUGUCUUGCAGCCUUUUGUCGUGACUUCUGCAAACCAAGGCCAGAAUUCGGAAAAGCAGCCCCACGAUCUCAGCAUUGAUAUUUAUAGCCACACCCUGUAUUGGACCUGUGAGGCCACCAACACCAUUAAUGUCCACCGGCUGAAUGGGGAAGCCAUUGGAGUGGUCCUUCGAGGGGACCAUGACAAGCCCAGAGCCAUUGUGGUUAAUGCCGAGCGCGGGUACCUGUACUUCACCAACAUGCAGGACCGUGCUGCCAAGAUUGAGCGGGCAGCCCUGGAUGGCACCGAGCGGGAAGUGCUCUUCACCACCGGCCUUAUCCGGCCAGUGGCCCUGGUCGUUGACAACAAACUGGGCAAGCUCUUUUGGGUGGACGCUGACCUGAAGCGCAUCGAGAGCUGUGACCUGACAGGAGCAAACCGGGUGACGCUGGAGGACUCCAACAUCGUGCAGCCCCUGGGCCUGACCGUGCUGGGCAGCCACCUGUACUGGAUCGACCGCCAGCAGCAGAUGAUCGAGCGCAUCGACAAGGCCGGCGGCGCCAGGCGCACCCGCAUCCAGGGCCGGAUCUCCCACCUGACCGGCAUCCACGCCGUGGAGGAGGUCAACAUGGAGGAGUUCGCCGCCCAUCCGUGUUCCCGAGACAACGGCGGCUGCUCGCACAUCUGCAUCGCCAAAGGCGACGGGACGCCGCGCUGCUCGUGCCCGGUGCACCUGGUGCUCCUGCAGAACCUUCUCACGUGCGGAGAGCCCCCCACCUGCUCGCCGGACCAGUUCACGUGCGCCACCGGCGAGAUCGACUGCAUCCCGAUGGCCUGGCGGUGCGACGGCUUCCCGGAGUGCGACGACCAGAGCGACGAGGCCAACUGCCCCGUGUGCUCGGCCGCCCAGUUCCAGUGCGAGAAGGGCCAGUGCAUCGACCUCCGCUGGCGCUGCAACGGAGAGGUCGACUGCCAGGACAAGUCCGACGAAGCCGACUGCGACGGUAAGGCGCCUCGGACCCUCGGCCGUGUCCCGGCACCCUGCCAGGGACCCAGAGGCCAGGACAGGAUCCUGCCCUCCCCGAGCCCCCAUUCUGGCCAAGGAAGGAAGGGCUCGCCCUGGGGGGCUCCCUGAGGGAGUGGGGGGGGGACGCCUCCACUUAGCCUUCAAGGGAUUCUGAGGAAGGAAGAAGAGGCAUAGCAGAGGCAGGACAACAGCCUUGCAAAGGCUGGGAGGUGGGAGAUGGACUCCGCAAGUCAGGAAGCUACAAGAUCUCCAGGUAGGCUGGAGUGGAGAUACGACCCUCAGGGCGAGGCCCAGGAGUUUCCUUUUUAUCCUGCGGCCAUGAGGCGCUCCCUGGAGGGUCACUCGCUGGGAAGCAGCACUGCCCGGCCAGGCUCAGGACGAAAGAAAGCUCCAGGGAGGGGCCUCCCAUCUGGGAGAAGUGAACAGCCCAAGGGAAAGCCUCAUGCGUGUGUUCUGGACGCGCCUCGGCCAUCUCUGAAGCCUGUAGUGCUAGUCUGUCCUGUGAGAGGAUGGGAACAAAGGGACCUUCUUCUCCAGAAGGGACCAUAUGAGAGACAGAGACGGAGGAAGACAGACAGAGACAGAGAGAGAGAGACAGACAGAGAGACAGAGA
Molecule: messenger RNA, 2150 nt
Organism: Gracilinanus agilis (Agile Gracile Mouse Opossum)
Lineage: Eukaryota; Metazoa; Chordata; Mammalia; Didelphimorphia; Didelphidae
Product: low-density lipoprotein receptor-related protein 5-like
Exons: 5
Coding region: 770-1645 (291 amino acids)
Molecular function (GO): protein binding
Source: RefSeq, a predicted model, not a curated record